AUGCCUAAAUACGCAUUAAUCACAGGCGCAUCCUCCGGAAUAGGAUACAAUUUGGCUGUCGAAUUACUGAAGCGCGGAUACACAGUAAUUGGGUGCUCUCCAGAACCAGUCUUGUAUGGCCAAAAGCCAUUGGAACAAGAGUACGGUCUCAUUUCCAUCCCAUUGGACAUCACCGACAUCAACAGCAUCAAGUCUGCCCAUGCCAAAAUCAAGCAAAUCACCAAUAACCAAUUACUGAUUUUGUACAAUAAUGCCGGGAUCUCGAUUGCUGGACCUGCCAUUGAGAUUGAUGAGGAGAAAUUGGACAAGAUUUUCCAAGUCAAUGUGCUUGGCCACAUCAACAUGACGAAAUGGUUUGCUCCAAUGGUGAUCAACACCAGGGGAACCAUUGUGUUUACGUCGUCAGUGGCAGCUAGAGUCCCACUCUCGUGGGUCUCGGCUUACAAUGCAACCAAGGCGGCAAUUGACGCUUAUGCCCAAACUUUACAUGGAGAAAUGGCGCCAUUUGGAGUCAGGGUCCACUCAGUCAUUACCGGUGGUGUCGACACUGCCAUAUGUGACGCCAACGUAUGCAGUACCAUUGGCGAUUCAUACUAUGAUGUGCCUGGCGUCUAUGAUUCCAUAAACGCAUCAGCUAUGAUGAGUCGUGAUUUGAAUGUGUCGCCUCAAAAGUACGCUAAACAAGUGGUGCGCGAUUUGAUGAGAUGGAGAGAUCCUGGGUUCAACUUGUACCAUGGAGCCAGAGCGUAUUUCUUGCAUUGGGUUAGUAGAUUUUUGCCAUUUUGGUUAGUGGAAUGGGGGGUGCAGUGGCAUUUCAAGCAGGUGAGAGUGUUGAAGACGAUUGCCAAGAUGGCCAAAUUGGGAAGAUUUACAAAAAGAGAACAAUAA
Lodderomyces theae is the source of this 888-nucleotide messenger RNA. RefSeq names its product Ayr2p (gene AYR2). The transcript has a single exon. The record is from RefSeq and is a predicted model, not a curated record. Gene Ontology annotation, biological process: phosphatidic acid biosynthetic process; triglyceride catabolic process. Lineage: Eukaryota; Fungi; Ascomycota; Pichiomycetes; Serinales; Debaryomycetaceae. Bases 1 to 888 code for a protein of 295 amino acids. Gene Ontology annotation, cellular component: endoplasmic reticulum; lipid droplet. Gene Ontology annotation, molecular function: acylglycerone-phosphate reductase (NADP+) activity; triacylglycerol lipase activity.